AUGAAUACUGCUUCAACUUCAGAAAGUGGAUCAUAUUCCACAAACCACACAAGACCCUUUUUUUAUGCACAGCCAACAGCACAACAGCCUUUUCCAAAUCCAUGGUACCUCAGUCAUGCAUACAGUCCGUACUGUGUACCUGCUCCAGGCUUCCGAAGUGGAAAUCCAUAUUUUCCAUUUUAUUCUGUUGCGCUCCAUGAGUACCCUGGAUUUUUUGUUCCACAGCAUCCAAUGCAUGCAAGAAUUAACAGAAGGCCUUGUUUUAAUGCUCCCCCACCUUCCCCUAUGUUUUAUCAUGCAACAAGAUUUAGACACUAUAGUACCCCUGGGAAAAAAAUGGAGACAAAAGAAACACAGACUGAUCCUAGACAGCCUGAAAACAAGCAAAAAAAGCAUCAAGAUACCCGUACAGAAACGAAAGGUUGUGAUGCAGGAAAUACAGCCUGUGUUUCUUCUGGUAUAGGUACAGAGACUGAAAGUACUUCAGAGAAACAAGAUUCAUCUGGAUCUUCCAUUGUGGUAGACAGAGAGUUUCAUAACAAGAGCCCUUCCAGCUCUACACAGUAUAGAAAUCUUCCUACUGGAAGCUAUGCCUUUGAGAAGGAAGAAGUGAGGAUAGAGUACGGAAAUGGCUCUCCAGCUAUUCAACUCUGGAAGUCCUUUAAAGAAACUAUCCCUUUGUAUGAUGUGGCAAGUGGUAAACCAGUCCCAGAAAACAUAGUGCAGCGUGACUUAUUUUCUGUUAGCUCGUGUGAAGGAAUGAUAUAUGGCCCUCAUGAAGGGGAGAAAAUGGUGCCAGGAGCUUACUUAGAUGAGAGAAAAGCUGUUCUCCCCUCAAAACAGGGUGUUGAACCUGUGCAAGAAAAAGAGGUCCAAAAUAAUGAAGUGAAGCUGGAUGCAGAAAAGCAGGUGAAUACAAGUCAACGGGCAAAAUCCCCCCAAGGUGAAACCAUGGCAGUGCAAAUCGCAGAGUUGGCAAGAUCUGUUAGUGUAGACCAACCAGUGGUGAGACAGGAUGUGGUAGUAGCUAAGAAAUCUAGCUCUAAAAAAUCUACAGGCUCAAAAACUUCUCAGGAAGAGCCCAGCUUUAUUCAACAAGCAGGACUACUUCCAUCUAGUAUGGAGGUAAUGAGUGACUUGAGUUUUCAGCAGAAAAAGCUGACUCUAAGCCACAGUGCAACCAAUGAAAGUCAAACAGAUAAAAGUAUUUGGUGUGACGAAUCAAUUGAGAAGUACGUUCCUCCUAACAGUUGGCUGGCUUGUUUGGACAGUAUGGACGCAAACUACAACUAUGAUGUUUGUUUGCCACAAAGGAAACAUCAAAGUGUACUCAGUCUUUCUUCUGAUGACAUGUCCUCUAGAGAGGAAGGCUCAUCAGUUGAUGAUGCCCCAGUGUCUUAUUUUGUCCCUGACUAUGUGCUUCAGAAAAGCACGUAUACUUUUCAGAAAAGUACAGAGGGCUUAAAAGGUCCCUUAAUGAAGAUUAAAGAGGCUUCUAGUAAAGGCAGAAAGCUGGGAGCCCUUCCUAGAUCUUCUAGUUGGAAAAAAAUCAAUUCUUUCAAGAAAAAAGCAGCUAAGAGUUUGUCAGAAGUUGAGGACUCUGAAGAAUACUCUGUGAGGGGAGAAGAGGAGGAUGAAGAUGGAGAGGAUGAGGAAGAUGAGGAUGAUGAUGACAUGGAUGAAAUUGAAUAUUUCUUUCAAGAAGCCACUCCAUAUGGAAUCUUGACGCCCAGCAAAGGAAGUUUCUACCAAGUUGGCCAGAGGGUGCUUUGGAAACCACCUAAAAAUGCUAUACCAGCUCAAUUAAUUAGCUGGCCUGCUCAAAAGAAAAUAAAAACCAGGAGUGGGCUUGGUGAAAACAUUGGUAUAGUUUACAAGCCAAAGGAGAAAGAACAAGAUGAAGUUGUAUGCAGUGACUAUGGGUAUUAUGGAAGAAAGAGGCCUACGGCAAGAAGAGAAGGACUUGAACACCAGCGCAUGCUCCGGAAAUUCUUGGGAGGAAGGUUGUUAAGGGAGAACAUGGGGAUACCACCUGAAGAGUAUUGGAUUAGAAGUGGUGCUAAACCCAAAUUUACCAGCCAAAUACAUGGUAGUGUCUCAUCCCCAGCCAAGAGCAAAGAACAAGGGUGCCCACCUUUGGUUAAACCAAAGAAGAAAAGAAUAGGCAAGCCACCUUCAAAACGCAGAGACACAAGAUGUGAGGUGGAAGAAGUAGAAGUGUGGGAGAUGCCUAAAAGCAGUGUACGCAGAGGGACUAAUGGUUCUCGGUUUGAACUGCAAGGAUAUUGGAUAGCUUGUGAAAUAAUAGCAAACGUUAUGUAA
Messenger RNA from Fulmarus glacialis (Northern fulmar), 2322 nucleotides. RefSeq lists its product as uncharacterized. Lineage: Eukaryota; Metazoa; Chordata; Aves; Procellariiformes; Procellariidae. The transcript is spliced from 6 exons. The record is from RefSeq and is a predicted model, not a curated record. Bases 1 to 2322 code for a protein of 773 amino acids.